Messenger RNA from Corvus hawaiiensis (hawaiian crow), 2358 nucleotides. RefSeq names its product plexin domain containing 1 (gene PLXDC1). The record is from RefSeq and is a predicted model, not a curated record. The transcript has 14 exons. NCBI's taxonomy places the organism in Eukaryota, Metazoa, Chordata, Aves, Passeriformes, Corvidae. Bases 81 to 1523 code for a protein of 480 amino acids.
CUCCGGCUCCGGCUCCGCUCGGUGCGCGGCUCCCGGGGGUCCCGGCCCAUGGCGGGGCGCUGAGCCCCCCGACCCCCACCAUGCGCUGGGGGGGCCUCCUCCUGCUCUGCCUGCUCCGCGGGGCGCUGGGCGCAGGACGCCCCCCCGGGAGCGAGGGACGGAGAGCUCGGGACACGUCCGAGGGCACCCGCAUCAGCCAGGACCUGGUGGGCGGCAGCCUGGCCAUCGACACCCUGCCGGCCAACGAGACCCGCAUCGUGGAGGACAACCACAGCUACUACGUGUCACGGAUCUACGGCCCGGGGGACGCGCGGCGCCGGGGGCUCUGGGUGGACAUGGCAGCGGCCAACAGGAGCCAAGUGAAGAUCCACGGGAUCCUCUCCAACACGCACCGGCAGGCCUCGAGGAUCGUCCUCUCCUUUGACUUCCCCUUCUAUGGCCACCUCCUGCGGCAGGUCACCAUCGCGACGGGCGGUUUUAUCUUCAUGGGGGACGUCAUCCACCGCAUGCUCACGGCCACUCAAUACAUCGCCCCCCUCAUGGCCAACUUCAACCCCAGCUACUCCCGCAACUCCACUGUCCAGUACCUGGACAAUGGGACGGUGUUUGUGGUGCAGUGGGACAAGGUUUAUCUCCAGGGCAAGGAGGACAUGGGCAGCUUCACCUUCCAGGCCGCCCUGCACAGCAGCGGGAGGAUCGUCUUCGGCUACAAGGAGAUCCCGGUGCCGGUCCUGCAGAUCAGCGCCAGCCAGCACCCCGUGAAGGCUGGGCUCUCUGACGCCUUCAUGGUCCUCAACCCUUCUCCCGAUGUGCCUGAGUCGCGGCGCCGGACCAUCUACGAGUACCACCGCGUGGAGCUGGACACCAGCAGGAUCAGCAGCCGCUCCGCCGUGGAGUUCACCCCGCUGCCCACCUGUCUCCAGCACCAGAGCUGUGAAAUGUGUGUGACCUCGGAGCUGACCUUCAACUGUAGCUGGUGCCACGUCCUGCAGAGGUGCUCCAGCGGCUUCGACCGGUACCGGGAGGAGUGGUUGUCCUACGGCUGCGGCCAGCCGGAUGAAAAGACCUGCGAGGAUUUAGCGGAAGGCGGCCGCUACUCAGCACCCCCGGACAGCUCGGCGUCACCGCAGGCCCAGGACGGCACCUCCCCGACGGCCUCGCUCUUCAUCGACAGCCUCACCACCGAGGGUGGGUGCCCAGCAGACGACACGAAGCUCAACCAGUUUGCGGGAGGAGAGGGUGUGGGAAGCAGCAGCCUCCCUUCGCAGAGCUCCGGAGCCCCGAUGCCCACGGGCACCAUCGUGGGCAUCGUCGUGGCCGUGCUGCUCCUGGCCGGGAUCAUCCUGGCCGGAAUUUACAUCAGCGGCCACCCCACAUCCGCCGCCGCCCUCUUCUUCAUCGAGCGGAGGCCGCACCGCUGGCCCGCCAUGAAAUUCCGGAACCGCUCCAACCACGCUUCGUAUGCCGAGGUGGAAGCGGCCAGCCAGGAAAAGGAGGGAUUCGUGGAGGCCGAGCAGUGCUGAGCGCUUUUCCCGAGGAAUCCCCAGGAAUCCCGAGCCUCCCUGAGUGCCGGAAUCUUCCAUCGUCCCAUUGCAAAGUGUGUCCCCUCUCGGGAAAGGAGCAGCGAGGAGAGGGAGAAGACCCCAAAAGGAGAUUUUUGGGAUGAAUGAGGGCGGCCUGGGUGUGUCUGGAUCCUCGUGGGCAGUGCCUGGAGCGGCACCAGGCUGGAAAAAAGCGCAGCCCAUUCUUUUUCAGCUCCCUGGGGAUUUCUGCCUUUUUUUGGUUGUUGUUCGUCUUCCCUCCUUUUGCUGGAGCCUGGACAGGGGCAGGGAUGGUGGGGAAAUCUCCCUGUGGGCAAAACAGGGAUUUGCUGGAGCAGCAGAGAGGAUUUUUGGGGCGCCGGUGCUCAGGAACGUUGUGCCGGUGCCUCUGGAGCGGCUGGGAAGUGGGAACAGAUCCCGUGGAAUCCCAGGAGGGGCAUCCAGGGCUCCUCUCCCACCCCUCACCCCCGGCUCUGUCCCUUUCUCCUCUCUCCUCCUUCCACUGACAUUUGAAUUUUGCCUUCACGGCUCAGCAGCCUCCAGCCCUGGAUCUCCUCAUCCCACCUCUGUUUUUCCACCCCUGUGCCUCCAACUCUCCCUUCCGAGCAGCCCCUUCCAGCCCCAGCUCCCGGGAAAGGGGAAUUUGGUUUGUUCUGAGGACAAAACACCGCCGAGGAUUCACCUGCAGGAUCUGCGCGGGCCCCACCGGCUUUGCUGCGCUUUUGGGCACUUAAUGAGUUUUGCUGAAUUGCUAAUUGUGACCCUUGGCCCUUAAAGGGGAGGGGGAGGGGGAAAUAAAUCUGAGAUUCCGCCAAAA